This is a messenger RNA of Trypanosoma brucei brucei TREU927, 1635 nucleotides long. Its product is annotated as oxidoreductase, putative. NCBI's taxonomy places the organism in Eukaryota, Euglenozoa, Kinetoplastea, Trypanosomatida, Trypanosomatidae. Gene Ontology annotation, molecular function: flavin adenine dinucleotide binding; oxidoreductase activity, acting on CH-OH group of donors. The transcript has a single exon. The record is from RefSeq and is a predicted model, not a curated record. Bases 1 to 1635 code for a protein of 544 amino acids.
AUGACAUGCAAACGGACAUUUGAUGUCAUCGUACUUGGUGCUGGUGCCGCUGGUUGUGCUGCCGGUCGUGCUAUAGCACUUCAAAAUCCCGGGGCAAAUGUUUGCAUUGUGGAACAAGGUUCGUCGAGGGCUCCGCCAAUUGUGAUGCGGGUGCCUUUAUUUUAUCCGUUUAUCUCUUCUGUGAGAAGUACUCGGGAGUUUCUCAGGUCUUACCGUGGCGUAUCUGAGAGUUGUAUCGGUGGCCGAAAAUUACUUUAUGUUAAGGGCUGUUGCCUCGGGGGGAGCAGCUGGUGCAAUGACAUGAGGUAUCUCCGAGGCAGUAAUGAUGAUUAUGCGUCUUGGAAAGACAAUGACUGGACGAUGGAUAGUGUGCUUCCCAUCUUUAAGGCCCUUGAGCGAAAUUUGAGAGAUGGUAGUGACGUUUACCAUGGUGAUAGUGGCCCUCUGUUAGUCACUGAUCCUCCUCCGGCAAGUGUUUCUUCAGAGCUUAAUGUUCGCUGGUUUGAGUCAUGUGAAUCUCUUGGCAUUCCACAGACGGAUGAGUUCAACAAUGGUUCACCUGAUGGUUUCUCGGUUUUCCAAUCACACGUUGGAAAGGGUGUUCGUGUUGAUGUGUUCGAUUGUUUGCUUGAAGCGGAACGACACCUUCUACCAAAUGUUACGGUGAUGAGCAGAACGCGGGCACAUCGCAUUGUUUUUGACGGAAAGCGAGCCACAGGUGUUGAGGUAGUGGAAGGUGAUCAGUCAACCGUUCUCUCGGCUCCCCGCUUGGUCGUGUGUCUGGGUUCGAUUGAGUCUCCAGCGCUGCUGCUUCGGAGUGGUGUAGGCCCUCAGGGAACUGUGGCGGAUUUGCAGGGGGUAGGGCAGAAUCUCAUACAAUCUUGUUGCGCAACUGUUGUUUUCCGUGUAACCGAUGGUUCUAACCUGCGUAGUAAGUCAUUAAGUUGGGGGAACAGUGGCUACCUUUUAAGUCAAUGGAGAGAGUACAACGAGGAUCGAAGCGGUAUAUUCGCUUCAUUGUGUGAGGCGGGUGCCUUUGUACGGUCUACCCCUGAACUAGCCCAUCCCGACCUUUCUUUAACUUUUUACCCGACACCCAACGUUAGGUGGUGUGGCUGGCGGCCGUUCACUGGAUUUGCCGUUCGUGUUGCACAUCACUAUCCUGAGGCGCGUGGUGAGUUGACUCUCUCAAAUGAUGGGGCCAACUGCGUUUCGACAACUAACGGUGAAAACAUACGGAUCACCAGUCGCAUGCUCUCCACACGACAUGAUGUGCAGUGUAUGGAUGAGGGUUUGCGGUGGGUAGGUUCACUCUGUGGCCCUGGUGGUGACAGGUAUAAUGAUCGUUCCCCCUUUGCUUCACUCGAUGUGAGGUUGCAUCACCCGGCUGACGGGCUUGCCACGCAGAGGAGCUGCGCCGCGUUUUUGGCGCGGUACGCAGAGAGCACCGGGGACCUCUUCGGCACAUGCGCUCUUGGAAGCGUUGUGGACAGUAGUUUGCGUGUGCGUGGUGUGGAGGGUAUCUAUGUGGCUGACGCCAGCGUUGUGCCUGCGCCGACUUGCGGUUCCAGCAGUGUGAUUGGUGCGGCCAUUGGUUUCAGGGUAGCAUCGUUUUUACAAGACCCCGUUGGGUAG